GCGGGGACUUGUCAGUUCACAAGCGCGCGGAGUUUAUUCGCGUAUAGACGCGGUUUUGAGAAUUUCUUUCCGUCUGCACACACUGGCAAAUUUAUCUCCAAUUACCAAUCUAUUACAGCGGAAAUGGAUAAAUUACCUGCUAUGAACAUCAGCGCCGGGAACAGUUCAGUAGAUAGACGCUCAUUUCUGGAGAGAAGUGGAUAUCAGCACCUGGAGCACGGAGAUCUGAGGGUUUUGAUUCCAGUGGUGCUGGGAGUCAUCUGCGUCCUGGGUUUCACCGGGAAUGUAACGGCUAUGGGAGUCCUGAUCACCAACGCGCGUAAAAGUAAGCUGUCGUUGAUCAACGCGCUCAUCCUCAACCUCAUGCUAGCUGAUGGUCUGGUCCUGGCAUUUGCUGUUCCCUUCAAAGCCACUGCUUAUUCCCGUGCCAGCUGGACCCUGGGAUUGUUUGUCUGUAAGACCUGUGACUGGUUCUUGCACUCCUGUAUGGCUGCAAAGAGCUUUACCGUGGCCAUAAUGGCAAACGCUUGCUACAGGUACGUCAGUAACCCCACCAAGCAUGUGAGCAUCCGUUUGAAGACUAUCCUGGUGGUCCUGCUCUUUACUUGGCUCUUGGCUUGCGUGGUCCCCAUUCCCCAGUGGCUUUUCUCCACCCUCCAAAGAGAAGCAAAUGGAAUGAUUUGUGUUCAGACAGUGCCAGUCGAUGCCCACGAUUUCAUGUCCGUGUAUGUCAAGGCGUACCCUCUUCUGGCCUACUGCACACCUUUGAGUUUUGCCCUACUUUAUUUCUGGAAGGCGUAUAGACGAUGCCAGCGCAGGUCCAGCAAGACCCAGAACCUGCGGACGCAGAUCCGAUCCCGCAAACUCACCCUGAUGCUGUUCAGCCUGACAGUGGCCAUGGCCACCAUGUGGCUUCCGCAAUGGGUGUCCUGGGUUUGGAUGCGGCACGCGCUAGACACCGAUGGUGCCUUCCCUCCGGUCCUCUUCACUCUCUCCGCCCAGCUCCUCAUGUUCUCCAUCUCUCUAGUCAACCCUCUCAUCAUUCUCGCCCUCUCUGAGGAGUUCAGGGAGGGCUACAUUGGCUUGUGGCGAAGGCUCACCCUCCGCAAACAACUGCCAAAACAACACAAGCCAGGACCACACACCCCGACUGCCCCAAAGUCACCCACCCCGAGACCAGAAACAUCAGCCCACCUCCCUCCACACCGGCCUGGGCAAACAGAGGAGCAAAAGCCUGAGAAGCAACCGGACCAGAGUGGAGGACAGCAGGAGAGCCCGACCAACAAAGAUGGAAUAGUACUGCAAGAUGUAGAGCAGUUCUGGCAGGAGAGGGAGACUGGCCCCCAGUCACACGAAAAUGAUCCUGUGCCCUGGGAACAUUAGCAUCCCAAGGAAGGAAAACUGUAAGAAAGUCCACCAAGACAAUAAAAAUGCCGAAAAGCUGUGGAUGGCGUUCUCCUGCCUAUGGUAUUGUUCAAAAUAGAUGUUGAAAUCUUACUUUUACUGAUAUCUGCAGUUUACCCCUUUUUAUUAUGAGAGUAUUUACACAAUA
Sinocyclocheilus anshuiensis is the source of this 1552-nucleotide messenger RNA. RefSeq names its product probable G-protein coupled receptor 151. The record is from RefSeq and is a predicted model, not a curated record. NCBI's taxonomy places the organism in Eukaryota, Metazoa, Chordata, Actinopteri, Cypriniformes, Cyprinidae. Gene Ontology annotation, molecular function: G protein-coupled receptor activity. The coding region runs from base 124 to 1383 and encodes 419 amino acids. Gene Ontology annotation, cellular component: plasma membrane. The transcript has 2 exons. Gene Ontology annotation, biological process: G protein-coupled receptor signaling pathway.